Amyelois transitella is the source of this 815-nucleotide messenger RNA. RefSeq lists its product as uncharacterized. NCBI's taxonomy places the organism in Eukaryota, Metazoa, Arthropoda, Insecta, Lepidoptera, Pyralidae. The record is from RefSeq and is a predicted model, not a curated record. Gene Ontology annotation, molecular function: N-acetyltransferase activity. Bases 37 to 744 code for a protein of 235 amino acids. The transcript has 4 exons.
CAACAUGUUAGUAACUAAAAUACAGCUUUCAUAAAAAUGGCUUAUAAAGUGUGGAGUGAAUUUCAGCGCACAAAAAUCGAUGGUUCAGUUCUCAAAUUCAGUGUCCAGGAUUUAACACCGGAUCGUAUGGAUGAAGUCAUUGAUAUAUAUAGCAAAUAUUUUAUAGAAGACGAGAGUAUUUACAAACUUUCAGGUGCAUCGCAUAAUGAUAAAGCUCGAAAUGAAUGCAUUUGGCUUGUUAAUGGAAUGCUUAAAGAGAAAGGAAUUCAUAUAGUAGUAUGCGUUGAAGAAAGUAAUGAUUUAAAUGGAAAAGUGGUUGCGGUAUCAAGUAUGAAGCUCAAUACAAGCUCCGAAAAUGGUAUUCCAGAUAUAACGUUUGAAACCAAAGAAAUGAAUAAGUUGUGGGAAAUACUGCAAGGUAUGAUGGCAAUGUACAAUGUUGCUACAAGCUACUCUGUGGACCUGUGGUAUGAUGGGCGAGGCGUUAUAGUACAUCCUAGUUAUAGAUGUAUUGGUAUUGCAACCGAGCUUGUUGCGUCAAGACGAAAAAUUUGCAAAGAAAACGGCGUGCCCGUUAGUACAGCAUGGAUGACAUCAAUAGGUACACAAAAGGCAGCUCAGAAGGACCUUUGGGAUACUCCGUUUGAAAUCGACACGAAAGAAUUUUGCAAGAAAUUUGAUGUUACGCCAUACGACGGCAUAGCGCCGACUUUCAAGUUGAUGGCUGUUAAAGUUGAGAUAUAAAUUCUUAAUAAAUGACUGUUACUGUUUCCUUGAAAAAUAACUUUAAAAUUAUAAAAUAUAAUUUCGUACAA